AUGACCGCGAGUGGAGUUACUGGGUUAGGUCUGGGUUGGUUCAGAUGGAUCGGGGAUCCUUACAAUGUACGGAAAAGGGGCGUUCAAAGGACCGUGCAUGUGCUGCACAAUUCGGAGCAGCCGGCCUCGGUGUUCGCCCUCCUCGAGUCGGGCAGCAAAGUGGUGCCGUUGAUAGCGGACGGCCUGUUCGACCUGCUGAUGUUAAAAAUGACGAGCAUCUACACGAGUAAGAAGCAAACGAAGAUCGAGUCCAAGGGGCCGCGAUUCGAGAUCGGCGACUUCUGCGUCAAACUGGGCAGCGUGACGAUGAGCCAGAAUUUCAAAGGCGUCCUGGUAGAAGUCGAGUAUAGACCGUGCGUCGUGCCGGCGAGCGCGUGGGAACUCAUACGCGAAUUUCUGCAGGGAUUCCUAGGCUCGACCGUGUCCAAUCAGGCGCCUCAGUAUCUACAGAACCGAAUGAAUGAAAUUUAUCAGCCGAUGGACACGAUACAGCAGUAUCUAGAACAUUUCGGUCAAUACAGGAAAGCCACGGGAGUAAUUUAAGGGGAAUCAUCGUGGCGGCAUUAUUUAUUUCACUACGUGACAUUAACGGUGAAAUCGAUCGAUUCCACCGAUCUCGCUAAUAUUUAUUAUGUUACGGUCUGCGCGUAUCUAUAACGAUAUCAGUAUUCCCCGCGUAUUAUUUGCGCAUGUUAAUUUUAUUGCCAGAGAUUUGUAUUGUGUUUUAAUUUAAAUAGUUUUUUUUAAAUUAGCAUUAUUUAAAUAGUUAAUAAAUUUUUUUCAGAAUAGCAAUUUGCAUGUAAUGAUAGCUGAAUGUUCUCAAAAUAAUCGCGAGAUUUUCGUCAGAAAUUCGAUCUUUUUUUUUUAUCUUCACACCUAUUUCAAUCUUUUGCGUACCGAAUUAGUUUUUGUACUUGAGCAAAGAUUAAAUUCUUAAUUUAACUUUUAAAAUACAAUUUAUUUAUAUUACUUCGAGAUUCGUAGAGAUUCCAAAGAUACAGCUCGCAAAAUCGGUGCGUGUGCACAAUGUGACAUGACAUGCCAUCUACAAGAGAAUGCGAGAAAACGCGAGUUGAACAACCGCGCGAUCGAUAAGAUUAUUAUGAAUAAUAAAUCAAUAUGCAUAAUAUAUAAUCUAAUGAAUAUUACAAUCUAAUAUUGUCGGUAAAGUUGACUUUUAUAUUUUAUCAACUGAAACUUACAGAAAUAAUCAAUUUUUAUGGCUACCAGAACGCGUUUUGAUCAACAAUUGUUAAAUGCAGUAUUCCUGCUCAUCGCGCAAAGCAGGAACAAUUAAUUGCUUUCCAACGCACGACGUCAAACGUCAGUUCGCACUUUUAGUUAUUAUUAGAAGUUAUCUUUUAAUUGCUAAGCAUACUAAGAAAGACAUUGCGUGCUCAAUAAUUUUCAACAGCAGGCCACUGUUUAUUUUAAAUAAAAUUACCGUAAUUUUAAUUA
Messenger RNA from Wasmannia auropunctata (little fire ant), 1458 nucleotides. RefSeq names its product mediator of RNA polymerase II transcription subunit 20 (gene MED20). Gene Ontology annotation, molecular function: transcription coactivator activity. The transcript has 4 exons. Gene Ontology annotation, cellular component: mediator complex. The record is from RefSeq and is a predicted model, not a curated record. The coding region runs from base 1 to 543 and encodes 180 amino acids. Gene Ontology annotation, biological process: regulation of transcription by RNA polymerase II. NCBI's taxonomy places the organism in Eukaryota, Metazoa, Arthropoda, Insecta, Hymenoptera, Formicidae.